AUGACUUCGUACCUAAUCUAUUCGGCCGUGUCGUCAACGAGAUCAAGUAGCGACAAGAACCUUUGCCACUGUCAGACAUGCACAUUGGAACGACAACAAGUCAACAAGACUUCAUGCAACCGCCUGAUGAACCAGUUGAUCCGGCCAAAGUUUGUAUUCCUCGUGGCAGGCUGGUUGGCAGUCGCAUUCCUGGCAUAUCAAGUUUCUUUUGCUGAAGCUCCAAAACAGCAUUGGGAUCCUUAUGAGAUUCUUGGUAUCAGCGAGGGUGCCACGUUGCCUGAGAUCAAAAAGGUGUACAAGAAGCUGUCAUUGAUCUAUCAUCCUGAUAAAGCACAGCCUGGUACCGAGAAGGAGUCUGAGGAGCAAUUUAUUCAAAUCAGCAAGGCGUAUCAAGUAUUGACUGAUGAAGAUGUCCGCAAGAAUUACGAGCAAUACGGCCAUCCUGAUGGCAAGCAGACGUAUUCUGUGGGCGUAGCACUACCAAAGAAAUUGGUUGAAUCAGGAAGCAGCAGCUGGGUCUUGGCCUUUUACGCAUGCAUCUUCGGAUUUGGUUUACCCUUUUACACUGCUCGUUGGUGGUAUAACUCCCGGAGACACACCAAGGACAAGAUCUUGAAUGCUUCUAUGCGUGUUUUUGUCAAGGAAUUAAAAGAGGAUACGGAUUUCAAAGCUUUAUUGAAUAUCUUGGCUGGUGCACAUGAGUUCAAAGAAAAUUUAUCCGUGCAAGCUAAUGAACAAGAGGCUCUCAAAGCUAUUGACAAUGUUAUCGUUGACGAAUUGGAGCACCGAUUUGGCGAGCGAUUUGAGCGUGCAGUAUCGCCCAAGGAUCGUCACAAGGCACGAAGUCUUUUGUAUGCUUAUUUCCUCCGUAUCGAUAUCAACAAAGCUUGCCCUUCUCAUGCCAAAACCUUGUUACGAGAACAACAAUACAUUGUGGAACGAUCCAUUCAUCUCCUUCAAGGAUUGCUUCAAAUUGCUAUCGUCAAGCAAUGGUUGAGCGUUACGUCGUGUAUCAUGGAAAUGCAACAGGAGCUUUUGCAAGCCAUUUACCCUGGCGAAUCGUCCGUAAAGCAGCUUCCUCAUGUCACCACCUCUUUAUUGCGUCGUUAUUAUCGCUCUAAAAAGAAGCACAUCCACUCUGCCAAGCAAGUAUUGUCUCUCAGCGAAUCAGAACGCAAGAACUUCCUUGAGGGUCUCUCGAAUGAACAAUCGCUUGACGUCGUUGAGGUUGCCAACCGUAUCCCACAAUUGACUGUUUCUAAAGCCGUACUUAAAGUGGUGGGAGACAAGAUCGUUACUCCUGGUGCAAUUGUCACGCUUGUGUUGAAAUUGAGAAACGGCAAUGCUACUAUCAAAGAAAAUGAGGAUGAAGCUGACGACGAGGAUGAGAAUGACGAUCAAGAAGAGCUGUUGGAUGAGGGAGGAAAGGCCAAAUCAAACGACAAGAACGGCACAUUACCUUUUGCUCAUGCACCUUACUACCCAGGGGAGAAAAAACCAUACUGGUGGAUUUUCCUUGGUGAUCCAAAAGUGAAUCGUAUAUUAUAUGCUCCCAAGAAGGUCACGGAUGUCACAGAAGAGCAGACUGUUCAAAUCUCAUUCCCAGGACCACCCAAACCAGGAACAUACACCUUUUCGAUUUAUGUCAAAUCUGAUACAUACGUUGGCACCGAUAUUAUGCACGAUAUCAAGUUGAGAAUCCAUGACAAAGCUGAUUUACCACCAGAAGAAGAAGUCGAUGAUAGUAUAUCAGAUCCUGAGGAGGAUUCGAUUGCAGGUCAAAUGAAGUUAAUGCGUGAACAAGGACUUGCUGGUGCAUUGGCUGGUGGAAACGCUCAAAAUAAGGCUGCGAAGCCAGCUGAUGAUGAUAGUGAUUCAGAUAGUAGUGACGACGAAUAA
Molecule: messenger RNA, 1899 nt
Organism: Lichtheimia ornata
Lineage: Eukaryota; Fungi; Mucoromycota; Mucoromycetes; Mucorales; Lichtheimiaceae
Exons: 11
Coding region: 1-1899 (632 amino acids)
Biological process (GO): post-translational protein targeting to endoplasmic reticulum membrane; SRP-dependent cotranslational protein targeting to membrane
Cellular component (GO): Sec62/Sec63 complex
Molecular function (GO): transmembrane protein transporter activity; RNA binding
Source: RefSeq, a predicted model, not a curated record